AUGUCUGCGUACCCUACUACGGUGUUAUGGCUCGAAUCUUCCAUCAUCGACUCAAUUCGGGCACAUGUUUUUCUCUCACCUAUUCCACCGCUUCCACCACUUCCCACUACCCCUUCAAACGCCGAUGUAGUCAAAGCCUUGUUUGAGAUGCUCCAUGGAACGCCAUUCAUCAAGUUCUUCUUCUCCGUUGUAUCUUGCAUCUUCCGCUUGAUUGGGAUUCCGCACCAUCAAGUGGAUCGGAUUGAUCCGUCAAGCGAAUUUUUGGGACUUACAGGUUUUGAAGAACUCGGCUUAUAUACUCAUCAGACAUACCAGCCUCUUGAGAUUGGAAAAUUCAAAGAUUUGGGCACUACCAUCAUUGGUUUUGAGAAGACUGCUAUUUCGAAGCAAUAUAUGAAUGACGGUUGUAGUAACAUUUUUCAUCUUGAAAUUGCUGUCAGGUUUGUGUUGAGAUCAUACAUAGAAUGUGGUGGUACAAUUGUUGGAUUGUCAAUUGUUUCAUGCCUAAGUGAGCUUAAAACAAAAGCUAAAGGAGUCAGGUAUACCAUAAGUAUUGUAGAAGAGCUUACAUUUGUCAAAAAAGUUGCAGAAAGCACUCGUGUGAUCCUGGACCUGUUUACAGGGUGUUGUUGCUGCACUUGCUAUUUACUUUGCAACACAAAUGGGUCAUUAUCUUAUAGCAUACUACAACAUAUUCGACUAUUAUGUAUUUGUAAAUGGGCGAAACGUAGACAAUAG
Molecule: messenger RNA, 738 nt
Organism: Lactuca virosa
Lineage: Eukaryota; Viridiplantae; Streptophyta; Magnoliopsida; Asterales; Asteraceae
Source: the annotation of a GenBank genome assembly